AUGCUUCUCGUUUACCAAGUCGGUAGCGUUAGGAUCGGAGAGGUCGUCCGCUACACCGUGACCUACACGCCCUCGCAGGACCGUAUCCUACCAUCACCUGAACGUCUCUACCUACGCGUCCGUAACACGUCGGCAAUCGCCCUUCGUGCCGCCUUCGUCCACGGUCCAUACACACUCUCCGCGGCCGCUUAUCCAUCCAACUUCAACCCCAAUGUCAAGUUCGCGAACCCUCGCCGCUAUGGCGUUCCCGAAUUUGAGCCCAUGCUCAAGGCAGGUGGCUCCUGGGAAUGCGAGCUAGUCGUCCCCGAGCAUAUAAGGCAAAGCGCAGGAACUGGGGGAGGCAGUCACUUUGGUGGAUCACCAGAGCAGCAAAACGAGAGCGCCUCUUGGGUCGUUGAAGUGUCGUCACAGGUCAUUUUCUCAACCUCUGCCACUGUGGGAUAUGAAGUGACUGUGGCAAGAGACGCCAAAUCAUUAAAUCUUAGCUACUCGCUACCUGUCAUUGGUGGCCAGGCGCAAGUUCCACAACCCGGCAAAAUCGCCGAUCACCAGCAGAGCAUCGGAGCCAAAGACGGCCACCAUCCUGCACAGCCAAAGGGCGUUUUCUCCAAGGCGGUACAUCUCAAGGUGGAAGACACAGCCGCGCUGUGGAAUACUCCGAGGCUUCCGGGCUGGGAUGACCUCAACAUGGACCGACUUAAGAGUCGGCCUCGCAAGGAUCAACCCGUCGAGAGUGUCGCCCAAAACAAAGAAAGUGAAGAGAAGAAACCAGAGGAAAAGCCGAAGAAAGUGCAUUUAGUCGUCCUCACCCAUGGGCUUCACAGUAACCUUGGGGCGGACAUGUUGUACCUGAAAGAGAGCAUUGAUGCAACCGUUGCCCAGGCCAAGAUCGAUGCCAAGGCAAGACGUGCCAAGGAACGCGCAGAAAAGAAAAGCAAAGAACAAACUGAGACCGACAGCGGCAAUCCUUCAUCAGAACAUAAUGCUGCUCAAGAAGACUCCCCUGCCGAGGACGAUGGUGACGAUGAAGAGGUUAUCGUCAGGGGCUUCUCGGGCAAUGCGACGAGGACAGAGAGGGGUAUCAAAUACCUGGGUAAGAGACUAGCCAGAUAUGUCCUCUACAUGUCCUACCCCGACCAACCUUACCUGCCGUCUAGACGAAGGCCUGCAGAAUCAGCAGUUGCUGCCGUUUUCAACAAAUCUGAUCCAGACAGCUCUAAAGCAGUUCACAGACACAGCACAAUACACAAAGAGGAGAUUGAAGAGAAGCGUCCAUUUACUAUCACGAGCAUCAGUUUUAUCGGGCAUUCACUGGGUGGUUUAAUACAAACAUACGCCGUGGCGUACAUCCAAAAACAUUCACCGGAAUUUUUCAACUUAAUCAAACCCAUCAACUUCGUCGCCCUGGCUACACCUUUUCUUGGCCUCAGCAACGAAAACCCAUUAUACUUAAAGUUUGCAUUGGACUUCGGUCUUGUUGGCCGAACAGGCCAAGAUCUCGGCCUCACGUGGCGGGCACCAACCAUUGCGAGGAGUGGAUGGGGGGCCAUUGUCAGCAACCUGGGCGAGAGUGCGCAUAAGAGAGUCAUGGGCGAGGUUCAGCCUGAGUCGAAACCUUUGCUGAGGAUCCUACCAACAGGACCGGCCCACACGGCUCUCAAAAAAUUCCGUAACCGGACGGUAUAUUCUAAUGUUGUCAAUGACGGCAUUGUGCCUCUAAGAACCAGUUGCCUUCUGUUCCUGGAUUGGCAGGGUCUGGGACGUGUAGAAAAGGCAAGACGAGACGCCGGUUUAGUUGAGACUCUGGUCGGCGCUGGUUGGGCCGAGUUGACUGGUGGCAGCUUGGCACCCACCCCACGGAGAACAAGCGCACUUCCGCCGGAACAAGAAGAGACCCCAGACGACCAUUCUGGCAACAUUACGCCAACAGCCCCGUCCAACGCUGUUGAGGUUCCGCAACCGCCUCGGAAUGCGAUGAUGGAGGAUGACAGGGCGAGUUUGCGAUCGGUACCUACGCCAUAUAAUGAGGAUGGACCUGCUGGGACCAAAGACCCGACACACACCGGCCCACUCGCCGGCCUGUUCUCGAUGUUCAAGAGCAAUGAGACCACGCAGCCAAAAGCCCCUGGCAUGUCUAACAAACAACAUAAGAUUUACCGGAGAAGUCAGACUAUCAACUUUGACGAAAUUUCUCAGUCAUCGGGUCAGUCCAAAGUUACUGCCGGCCACGAGCUUGAACGAGACGAGAACCAGCACAUCGCCCCGCCGAGAACAAGUUUCUUCGAAUCAGCCCACGACCUCAUCAAUCCUAAGAUCCCUACCACCGAGUACCUAAUUGACCCUUCCAAGCGACCUCGAGCAAUCUUCCACGAUCGUGUGUACCAACCGGCCGAUAUCCCGCCCCCACCGCUGAAGAAAAAGCCUACUGGCUCGUUGGCGUCUCGCAGGAGUACUUUCCGACGCGCCGCUUCCACUGGGUCUGGAGGCUCAAGGACGAGCACGGACUCGUCUCCUCAGCCAUCACAGCGCUUCUCACACGAAGGCACAAUGGACUCAUCCAGAGAUUACGAUGAUACAGCCAAUACAAACCCAGACAAGGAUCCGGACGAGGAGAUCGACGGGUCGCAGAUGCGGGUUGAGGAAAAGAUUGCCCGUGCCUAUCACCGUGGGUUGGCGUGGAGGAAAGUUCUUGUUAAGCUUGAGCCAGACGCCCACAACAACAUCAUUGUCCGCCGUAUGUUCGCCAAUGCCUAUGGCUGGCCAGUUGUCAAGCACCUAGUCGAUGCCCACUUCAGCGAUUCUGCUACGGCCAGAACGCGGGAUGCCGAUGAGCCGACUGGUGAAAGGGCCUACGACAUAAGUCAACCACCGACUAAGUUUGGCGACGAGGUUAAAGACAGUACCGCAGACCCCACCAAGGAUGGCUCAAACAAAGUAUCGGGAACGGCUUUGUUGUCUCCAAACUCUGAAAGAGAAGCAGAAGAUAUGGUCCCGGAUAUGCAGCCACCGCCUAAGCGCCGUUCGUCAUCACGAAGCUCCUCGGCAAGCCCACCGAGGAUCACUAGAUCACCUCGCCCACGUCCUGAGAGGGUGGAUUCAGUGACCUGGAGCGACCGCGACUGGGCAGAUAGUGAUGAUAGCGAAACGACGGCGACGACAGCUAGCGCCAGGAGUCCCACGGCAACAGAAGCGGAGUUCAAGAAUAAGGACAAGGACGGGCUACGCGCGCCAACACCACUUGUGAAUUGGAACUGGACAGAAAAGAUUGUGGGCAGAAGGGCAUCGAGUCGUAAGACAUCGCCUAAGCCGGACACAAAGGCUGACAUCAACGGUGUGGACUGA
Molecule: messenger RNA, 3342 nt
Organism: Colletotrichum truncatum
Lineage: Eukaryota; Fungi; Ascomycota; Sordariomycetes; Glomerellales; Glomerellaceae
Product: lipase ROG1
Molecular function (GO): monoacylglycerol lipase activity
Source: RefSeq, a predicted model, not a curated record